Megalobrama amblycephala (Wuchang bream) is the source of this 1536-nucleotide messenger RNA. RefSeq lists its product as uncharacterized. Lineage: Eukaryota; Metazoa; Chordata; Actinopteri; Cypriniformes; Xenocyprididae. The transcript has 7 exons. The record is from RefSeq and is a predicted model, not a curated record. The coding region runs from base 52 to 690 and encodes 212 amino acids.
UUUUUUUUUUUUCCAUCGGACUACCCUCUGAUCCUUUUCACAAAUAGAGCAAUGAAAGUGAAACUGGACUUUCACUCUGCCAGAGACAGCGAGCAGGAACAGGUAACUAAACAACACUCAGAUAACCAGUACAAAAGACAGAGAAAGAAAGAAAAGCCAAAAAUGAUUCUGGAAAAUGAAAGUAUUGAAGGAAAAUACUUUAUAAUUGAGACUGGAACGUCAUGCAAUUUACGGAAAGAGAUUUUAGAUCGUCUCCGUCGACAAAGGCCUGGUUUGAAGGAGGUGCACACUGUGAGAGAGUGUGAUGUGAUUUUGGACUUCUGCACCAUUUCUUCACGGGUCGGAACUGACAUUGAUGCUGCAUUGAAAGAUCUUAAUAACCGUUCAGCAUCCAAACCAGCUAUUUUUAUGGUGCUUCAUCACACAUUUGAGCCAGACAAGGUCAUACCAGACAGCAGCAGUUAUGUGAACAGGAUGGAUACACUCACUGUGGACUGUCUGUUCAAUGAAGAUCAGGGUUUGUUGAAAUGCAUCAGGAAUGAUGAGGCGCUGACCAAAAUUGCUCAACCGUUUAAGCUUCAGAAACAAUGUAAAUGGAAUAUGAAUGUUAUCGUUACCGUUACCGUCACCAUCACCAUCAUUAUCUUGAUUGCCACUGGUCUUCCUCUGUGGUACAGAUUGAAACAUUAAGAUGAAGAAAGAGAAGAAAGAGAACUUAAUAAGUUGGAAUUAAAUUUAAGGGCUGAUAAGAUGGCAUGGAACACAAACAAACAAGAGAAAGAUCCAUUUAAUCAGUAACCCUGGAUUUUUGAAAUGACAGGAGCAAUUGCUACUCAUUAUCAUAAUGUAAUUAACAACAUUAAAUUAUAAUAAGCUUUAAAAUGUGUUCAACCUAUUUGAUUAGAUGCAUGCAAAUAAAUAUUUGUUAUUGUAUAGCAUGAACAUGAACAUUAAGCUUGAGAAGUUCAGUGUUAAGAUUGAAUUGGAUUACUUACAUUGUACUUGUAAGGGGUAUAAAACUAUAACAUAACGGUAAUAUAAUGUUUUUGUUGGGGCUUAAAUUCUUAGUGCAACGAACCCACAUGUAUUAUGUUCAUGUCAUUUUAUUUUUUGUGGUCUUUAAGAUAUUUUAUCAUUAUUUGUAUUAUUUUUGUAUGUUUGAACUUGUAUAUAAUUUGAAUUAUGUUAAAUGUAAUAGGGUGUGGUUAAGGACUUAACAGUGUUUUGACAGUGUGUUCACUGAGUGAUGUGUAUAUGACCUGUAUACCUAUGCUCACACUAAGCAAUUAAUCCUUUAAUUAGUUCUACGUACCUGUUUCUGUUCAUUUGAUUACUCUCCUAUGUAUUUAAGCCCUCUGUUUCCUUUGUGUCAUUGUCCAGUAUUGUUUGUUAAGUGUGGUUAUGUCCUGAGCUUCUUCCAUGUGAUUGUGUUCCUAAUGGAAUUUACCAUUACCAUUGCUAUCCUUUGUGAUGGUGCACUUACUAUAGCCUACACAGCACCUGACAUGAUGAAAUAAAAUGAGUCUCAACUGUGAA